Messenger RNA from Symbiodinium natans, 681 nucleotides. Lineage: Eukaryota; Dinophyceae; Suessiales; Symbiodiniaceae. The record is from the annotation of a GenBank genome assembly.
AUGGCUGGGCCCAGCGCAGCGGUGCCGUCGAACAACUCCUUCGUCUCCUUUGACGACAUGGGCAAGUCCUGGAGCGCCAGCGCACCCUACGGCAGGCCCAUGGAGGAGCGAGCUGAUGGCAGCGCGAGCAAUUUCCAGCAGAUGGGCAUGGCAAAUGCGAUGAGAGCCAACGCAGGCCCGUGUGGCAACUUCUUCGCUGGCCCGGGCGAUGCAAGCGCCUCCAUGGGCAGCGGCUGUUUCGGUGGCGCUGGAUCCGACAGCUCCGACGCCACGCCGCUGAAUCCGAUGAUGGCUAUGGCCCAGAUGAUGCUGGAGACACAGAAGAAGCUGAAAGAAGCCCAGGACAAGAUGAACAAGGUGUCCGAAGUCACUGGCACCGGCCGCUCGGCGGUGGCGGCGGUGGCUGCGGUGGCUGUGCUGGCUGCGGCGGCUGUACUGGAAGCGGAGGCUGCGGCGGCUGUACUGGCUGCGGCGGCUGUACUGGCUGCGGCGGCUGUACUGGCUGCGGCGGCUGCGGCGGCUGUGGCGGCUGUGGCGGCUGCGGCGGCUGUGAACCUUCAAGCAGAGACGCCCGAAUUCGAAGAGCUUGUGGAUGUUGCGGGAUGGGGACUGGCUGCGCGAUGGGAGGUACCGCUCCCGCUCCCGUCUCAGAUGCGGGCCUUGGAGAAAUUGAGGAUGUAG